Molecule: messenger RNA, 399 nt
Organism: Alternaria arbusti
Lineage: Eukaryota; Fungi; Ascomycota; Dothideomycetes; Pleosporales; Pleosporaceae
Exons: 3
Coding region: 1-399 (132 amino acids)
Source: RefSeq, a predicted model, not a curated record
AUGCAACUUACAAUCCUCACCUCCCUUCUUGCCACUGCGGCUAUGACCGCCAGUGCCGCGCCUGCCACCGGCAUCGAGGCUCGUCAGGGAGUUCCCCGUGUACGCGCCACCUUCUAUCGCGACACUCAAUGCGGCCGCGACGGCCAGCCUUAUGGCGAUGACUAUGUCCCACUGCAAAACACCACCGCCACCGGCCUGAGCACGUGCAUGAACUUUCCCCCUUCGUUCAACUUCCCCAGCACGUACUUCAACGAGACCAUGCUUACAAGGACAAUCCGUUUUUACGACAUUCCUUGCGAGCAACUUACUAGCGUUGACAGCGGACGCCACAUUGACAUCGCGCCGGGCUUCGUGGCUGGUUGCCAGACGCUGACGCUCAAGUCUUAUGUCACCUUGUAG